This is a messenger RNA of Tripterygium wilfordii, 631 nucleotides long. Its product is annotated as 60S ribosomal protein L31. NCBI's taxonomy places the organism in Eukaryota, Viridiplantae, Streptophyta, Magnoliopsida, Celastrales, Celastraceae. Gene Ontology annotation, molecular function: structural constituent of ribosome. Bases 76 to 441 code for a protein of 121 amino acids. Gene Ontology annotation, cellular component: ribosome; cytosolic large ribosomal subunit. Gene Ontology annotation, biological process: cytoplasmic translation. The transcript is spliced from 2 exons. The record is from RefSeq and is a predicted model, not a curated record.
GCAAUGAAAGCUAGGGUUCCGCUUUAGUAUUUUUGACGUCCGGCGGAGCGGAAGGAACUGUAUAGAGCUGCGAAAAUGGUGGAGAAGGGAGCCAAAGGAAGAAAGGAAGAGGUUGUUACUCGAGAGUACACCAUCAACCUCCACAAACGCUUGCACGGAUGUACAUUCAAGAAGAAGGCUCCAAAGGCCAUAAAGGAAAUCAGAAAGUUUGCUCAAAAGGCCAUGGGGACAACUGACAUUAGAGUGGAUGUCAAGUUAAACAAGCAUAUUUGGAGCCGUGGAAUCAGGAGUGUACCAAGAAGAGUUCGUGUUCGCGUUGCUCGAAAGAGGAACGAUGAAGAAGAUGCCAAGGAGGAGUUUUACUCACUAGUGACUAUUGCUGAGAUCCCUCCAGAGGGUUUAAAGGGUUUGGGCACCAAGGUCGUUGAGGAAGAAGAAUGAAGCAUUCUACAUUUUAGGAUAAAGAGUGAAGUGGUAUGUCUGUGGAACCUCCAAUUUUGGCUAAUAUAUUUUAUCAUUUUAAAUGUUGGUUUUGUUUUGAAUUCUCAAAAGGGAAUUUCUGCACUGAAAUGAUAUUUAACUUUUAUGUUUUACAUCAUUUGACUUGUCAUAUCCACUAUUGUUUUCAUCU